AGCGGAUAGUUAUACAGAGCCGGAGGAUAUUUCAUACGAAGCAUGCAUUCCCGCAGUCGACUCUGAACAGAAAGCAUCGAGUAGUGCGGCAGUUUUUGUGCGCCAAGAGAGGAACAAAGUGGUGAUCAAUCGUUGAAAGAAAUGCACGGGUGCGUGUUGUUACGCUGACGAUGACACGACGACGACCACCAGAUUCGACAUGGAUCGACCUGCUAGUCUGGCUGCUUUUGAUCAUCCUGCCUGCUGGAACCGGAGUUGUGCAUAGCUAUGCGGAUAAACAAAGGUACGAUGGAUGGUACAACAAUCUGGCUCAUCCUGAUUGGGGAUCGAUCGGCAACAGGCUGAUACGAAAGAUGCCAGCAGCAUAUUCCGAUGGGGUUUACAUGUUGGCUGGCCAGGAUAGGCCAUCUCCAAGGAAGCUCAGUCAGCUUUUCAUGCAAGGUGACGAUGGUCUACCAUCCGUCAAAAAUAGGACAGCGUUAUUUGCCUUCUUCGGGCAACUGGUCACGUCGGAGAUAAUCAUGGCCAGCGAAAGUGGCUGCCCCAUAGAGUACCAUCGAAUCGACGUGGACAAAUGCGAUCCGGUUUUCGACAAGGAGUGCCAAGGUAACAAGUACAUUCCCUUCCGUCGGGCGGAUUAUGAUCGGCAAACCGGACACAGCCCUAAUAGCCCACGUGAACAGAUAAACAAAGUGACGAGUUGGAUCGACGGUAGCUUCAUUUAUUCGAGCAGUGAAGCAUGGGCGAACACCAUGAGGUCUUUCAAAAACGGCAGCCUUCUUAUGGAGCCUACCAGGAAAUUUCCUGUGAGGAACACAAUGCGUGCUCCACUUUUUAAUCAUGCUGUUCCACACGUUAUGAGAAUGCUCAGUCCAGAACGUCUUUAUCUUCUUGGAGAUCCACGAACGAAUCAGCAUCCUCCGUUAUUGGCUCUUGGAAUAUUGUUUUAUCGGUGGCAUAAUGUGAUUGCUGCACGAAUACAACUGGAGAAUCCAAAUAUGUCUGACGAAGAUAUUUUUCAGAAAGCGAGACGUGUUGUUAUAGGAACGCUUCAGAAUAUUAUUUUAUACGAGUAUAUUCCAAUACUUCUUAAUGAAGAUCCUCCAACGUAUACAGGAUACAAGCCAGACUUACAUCCUGGAAUCAGUCACAUAUUUCAGAGUGCAGCUUUUCGAUAUGGACACACAUUGAUACCACCAGGAUUGUAUCGUCGAAAUGAAAAUUGCGAAUAUAGAAGAACUAAUACCGAUCAACCUGCGAUUAGACUCUGCUCCACUUGGUGGGACUCCAAUGCAAUUUUAACUAACAGUACGAUCGAAGAACUCCUCAUGGGCAUGACAUCGCAAAUAGCAGAGAAAGAGGAUAAUCUCCUUGGCACUGACAUUAGAAAUAAUUUAUUCGGACCUAUGGAAUUCUCAAGACGCGACUUAGGUGCUUUGAACAUCAUGCGAGGAAGGGACAACGGGCUUCCAGAUUACAAUACAGCUAGGGCACAUUUCAAGCUACCUCGUAAGAAAACUUGGAAUGAAAUCAAUCCGGAAUUAUUCAAUAAAAACCCUUCGCUACUACGUACGUUAGUAGAAAUUCAUUCGAAUAAUUUAAACAAUGUGGACGUUUACGUUGGUGGAAUGUUGGAAUCCAGUGCCGGCCCUGGAGAACUCUUUUCAGCUGUAAUUAAAGAACAGUUUCUUCGCUUGAGAGAUUCUGAUAGAUUUUGGUUUGAAAAUGAAGAAAAUGGAAUUUUCACAAAAAGUGAAAUAGCAGAUAUUCGUCGUGUAACUCUGUGGGACGUAAUAGUAAACGCGACAGGAAUACCAGCAGACGCCAUUCAAAGGAGUGUGUUCAACUGGGAAGAAGGAGAUCCAUGUCCUCAGCCUUAUCAACUCAACUCAACAAUGCUGGAACCCUGUGUUCCACUACAACGUUACGACUAUUUCGAAGGAAGUGAGCUGGUGUACAUAUACGCCUGUGUUUUUCUCGGGUUCGUUCCGAUUCUUUGCGCUGGUGCCGGUUAUGGUCUGGUCAAGCUCCAAAACCGACGAAGAAGACGUCUAAAAAUUCUCCAAGAAGCGAUACAAAAAAGGAACGAUGGUAAAAUCUGCGUGGACAAAAUGAUCGUACGAGAGUGGUUACACGCGAACCAUCGUCGUCUGGUCAAGGUAAAAUUCGGGCCGGAAGCGGCUCUGCACAUCGUCGAUCGCAAGGGAGAGAAACUCCGCACAUUCGAUUUCUGCGACGUGAACACGGUCACGAUAGAAGAAUCGCAGGAAAACGAGAAUGGUCAUCGUAAGGCGUUGGUUCUAUUGCGGAUACCGCGAGACUACGACCUUGUCCUUGAACUGGAUUCGCUGGCCUCGCGUAGAAAGUUCAUUGCGAAACUGGAGGCAUUUCUGGCGUCCCAUAAGAAGCACUUCACUCUGUCCCAAGUGAGUAGGGACAUUAUGCUUGCAAAAGCGGAAACGAAGGAACGCCGCCAAAAGAAACUCGAGCAGUUCUUUAGGGAAGCUUACGCCCUGACGUUCGGUUUACGACCUGGUGAAAGGCGACGACGGUCCGAAGAUAGCGACAGCGGUGAGGUCGUUACCGUGAUGAGGACGUCGCUUUCUAAAAGUGAAUUUGCGAGCGCGCUUGGAAUGCGUGCAGACGCUGUGUUCGUAAAGAAAAUGUUUAAUAUAGUCGAUAAAGACAGGGACGGUCGUAUCUCGUUUCAGGAAUUUUUGGACACUGUUUUAUUAUUUUCACGCGGGAAAACCGAGGACAAAUUAAGAAUAAUCUUUGACAUGUGCGAUAAAGACAGUAACGGAGUCAUUGACAAAGAAGAGUUAUCAGAAAUGCUCAGAUCUUUGGUAGAAAUUGCACGCACAACUAGUCUAUCAGACGAUCAUGUUACAGAAUUAAUCGAUGGAAUGUUCCAAGAUGCCGGACUCGAGAGAAAGGAUUACCUCACGUACAACGAUUUCAAGCUGAUGAUGAAAGAGUAUAAAGGCGAUUUCGUUGCGAUCGGUCUUGAUUGCAAAGGCGCGAAGCAGAAUUUCCUCGACACAUCGACGAAUGUAGCUCGUAUGACAAGUUUCCAUAUAGAUCAACUUCCACCAGAGGAUUCGAAAACCUGGGCUAAAAAACAGUGGGACGCUGUUUCGACAUUUCUUGAGGAAAAUCGCCAAAAUAUUUUCUAUUUAUUUGUUUUCUAUGUCACAACCAUCGCUUUAUUCGUCGAAAGAUUCAUUUAUUAUUCCUUUAUGGCUGAACACACGGAUUUGAGGCAUAUUAUGGGAGUCGGAAUCGCCAUAACCAGAGGAUCUGCAGCAGCCUUGUCUUUUUGUUACUGUCUACUGCUUUUAACGAUGUCACGCAAUCUUUUAACUAAGCUCAAAGAAUUUUCUAUUCAACAAUACAUUCCUCUUGAUUCUCAUAUACAAUUUCAUAAAAUUGCUGCGUGCACUGCGUUAUUUUUCUCCGUUUUGCACACAGUGGGACACAUGGUGAACUUUUAUCAUAUCUCGACUCAACCAUUAGCUCAUCUUCGAUGUUUGACCAGCGAACUUAGUUUCCCAAGCGAUGCUCGGUUGACAAUAUCGUUUUGGCUUUUUAGAACAGUAACAGGUUUAACUGGGAUCUUGCUAUUCGUAGUAAUGACGAUAAUUUUUGUCUUCGCUCACCCAACUAUUCGUCAAAAAGCGUAUAAAUUUUUCUGGUCCACGCAUAGCUUAUACGUAGUUCUAUAUGCAUUGUGUUUAAUACACGGUUUGGCUCGUUUGACUGGCUCUCCGCGAUUUUGGAUUUUCUUUGUUGGCCCUGCCAUUAUUUAUUCUCUAGACAAGAUGGUGAGUCUCCGUACCAAAUGCAUGGCACUGGACAUCAUCGAAACGGAGCUGCUACCUUCGGACGUGAUUAAAAUCAAAUUCUACAGGCCACCAAAUUUGAAAUAUUUAUCUGGUCAAUGGGUUCGUCUUUCUUGUACUGCAUUUAGGUCGAAUGAAUUUCAUUCGUUCACCUUGACUUCUGCACCACACGAGAACUUUCUCUCGUGUCACAUUAAGGCGCAGGGACCGUGGACUUGGAAAUUGCGCAAUUACUUCGAUCCCUGUAAUUAUAACCCGGAAGACGAGCACCCAAAAAUAAGAAUAGAAGGACCGUUCGGUGGUGGCAAUCAAGAUUGGUACAAGUUCGAGGUCGCUGUGAUGGUUGGCGGUGGUAUUGGUGUCACUCCCUACGCCUCCAUGUUGAACGAUCUCGUGUUUGGAACUUCUACCAAUAGAUACUCUGGAGUUGCCUGUAAGAAGGUUUAUUUCCUUUGGAUUUGCCCUUCUCACAAACAUUUCGAAUGGUUCAUCGACGUGCUAAGAGACGUCGAGAGGAAGGAUGUUACGGACGUGUUAGAAAUUCACAUAUUUAUUACGCAAUUCUUUCACAAAUUCGAUUUACGCACAACCAUGUUGUAUAUUUGUGAGAACCAUUUCCAAAGGCUAUCCAAGAAAAGCAUAUUCACUGGAUUGAAAGCGAUAAAUCAUUUUGGUAGACCCGAUAUGACGUCGUUUCUAAAAUUUGUUCAGAAAAAGCAUAGCUACGUUAGUAAGAUAGGAGUAUUUAGCUGCGGACCGCGUCCUCUGACGAAGAGUGUGAUGUCAUCCUGCGACGAAGUGAAUAAAGGUCGACGCCUGCCGUACUUCAUACACCACUUCGAAAACUUCGGCUAGUCUAAUUGAUAUCAUGUCGAGAAAAGAGUAGAAGAAGAAAAACGAUGGACUCUGUCGUGAAUCUUGUGCAAUUCUAUCGAGUGUACAUAUUUAUGCGCGUAUGCGCAUGCCUUAUUUAUAUAACAAAUAUUAUAUUUCUUAUUUAUGAUUACAAAAGAAUGAAAGAAUAUUUGUUUCUUCAA
This is a messenger RNA of Bombus pascuorum, 4879 nucleotides long. RefSeq names its product dual oxidase (gene Duox). Gene Ontology annotation, molecular function: superoxide-generating NAD(P)H oxidase activity; peroxidase activity; heme binding. The record is from RefSeq and is a predicted model, not a curated record. The coding region runs from base 171 to 4697 and encodes 1508 amino acids. Lineage: Eukaryota; Metazoa; Arthropoda; Insecta; Hymenoptera; Apidae. Gene Ontology annotation, biological process: response to oxidative stress; superoxide anion generation; defense response. Gene Ontology annotation, cellular component: NADPH oxidase complex; plasma membrane. The transcript is spliced from 20 exons.